CCCUCCUGCCAGCCAUCCAUGGCAGCAUGGCCUCCCCCUGACACUCAUCACUGAUCUGGCCCACCACCACCACCCCUCCCUCCCUCCCUCCCUUCCCUGGCGAGGCGCCGACGGCCAUGCCCCCCGUCGCCGUCCAGCUCCACAGCCUCCUCUUCAAGCUCCUCCUUCGCCGCCGCCUCUCCUCCCUCUCCGCCCCGGCGCCCGCCCCCGCCCCCGCGGCGCUGUUCGGCGUCUCCUCCCGCCCCGCCGACCAGCGCCCCUCGCCGCCCUCCAACCCGUCCUUCUCGCCCGCCUCCCCCGACGGCGUCGCCACCAAGGACCUCCACCCGGACCCACUCUCUUCCCUCCACCUCCGCCUCUUCCUCCCGAACCCCAACCACCACGCCGCCGCCCCUGUUCCGCGCCCCCUCCGCCGCAACUCAUUCCCCCAGCGCGAUCCCGCGCCGGGCCAGGACCAGCUCUCCCGCCGCGCCAGCGCCAGCUUCCACGCCGUCGGCGUCUCGCCCGAGCCCGCGCCCGCGCCCGAGCCCGCGCCCGCGCCCGCGACCCGCGACUACGGCGGGUACCUACCGAGCGCCGGCGCCGCGCGGUCCGCCGUGAGGCGGAAGCUGCCGGUGAUCGUGCAGUUCCACGGGGGCGCAUUCGUGACGGGCGCCGCGGACAGCGCCGCCAACGACGCCUUCUGCCGCCGCGUCGCGCGCCUCUGCGACGCCAUCGUGGUGGCCGUCGGGUACCGCCUCGCGCCCGAGAGCAGGUACCCCGCGGCGUUCGAGGACGGGGUCGCCGUGCUGCGAUGGAUCGCCAAGCAGGCCAACCUUGCCGCGUGCGGGCGGACGAUGAUGGGCAAGGGUACCGGCGCCGACUCGUUCGGCGCCGCAAUGGUCGAACCGUGGCUCGCCGCGCACGCCGAUCCGUCCAGGUGUGUUCUACUUGGCGUCAGUUGUGGAGCAAAUAUUGCUGACUAUGUGGCCCGAAAAGCUGUUGAGGCUGGGAAACUCCUGGACCCUGUGAGAGUUGUUGCACAAGUUCUGAUGUACCCAUUCUUCAUGGGAAGUGCACCCACUCGAUCAGAACUGAAGCUGGCAAACUCCUACUUCUAUGACAAGUCAUCGUGUUUACUAGCCUGGAAACUCUUCUUACCUGAGGGUGAAUUCAGCUUGGAUCACCCAGCUGCAAACCCUCUUGUGCCUGGAAGAGGCCCUCCGUUGAAGCUUAUGCCUCCAACCCUGACAGUCGUUGCAGAGCUUGACUGGAUGAAGGAUCGUGCUAUCGCGUACUCGGAGGAGCUCCGCAAGGUAAAUGUGGAUGCCCCUGUUCUUGAGUACAAGGAUGCAGUCCAUGAGUUUGCCACGCUAGACGUCCUGCUAAAGACACCGCAGGCUCACGCUUGUGCUGAGGAUAUAGCUAUCUGGAUUAAGAAGUACAUAUCACUGCGCGGCCAUGAAUUAUCGUAUUGACCACAGCAUGAUGUUUUCAUCUGGCCUCGCACACAUCAAGUCAUCAAGCUGCUACUACAUGCUCUUCACCAGGCUGUACGGAGGUAACCAUUUGAUGAUCAUGCCUUGAUGGGUGAUAGUUGAUUGGCCAGCUGUAACAUAGCGCGAAGCGGAAGAGAGGGAGAAGCACUCGUUGAAGCAGGCUUCGACAGUGGUGAGGUCUGUGACUCCGUGUCUCUAUUCUGUGGCAAUUCAAGCUAUCCGGGGUAAUCUGAGUAUAAUCUGCAACCAGUCUGAGAUUGUACAUUUCCACGUCAGAUGUCAAUUGAUGCUUUUGUGUGUUCAAUUC
Molecule: messenger RNA, 1785 nt
Organism: Panicum hallii
Lineage: Eukaryota; Viridiplantae; Streptophyta; Magnoliopsida; Poales; Poaceae
Product: probable carboxylesterase 16
Exons: 2
Coding region: 117-1457 (446 amino acids)
Molecular function (GO): hydrolase activity
Source: RefSeq, a predicted model, not a curated record